AUGCCCCAGAAACAGGUCCCGACCCCGCAGCCCGACGGCCCUCCAGGCGCGUCCACCUCAACGUCGCCCGCUGCCAGGCCGUCGGUGACGCGGUACGCCUGCGCCGCCGCGCCGCCCCGUGACGUCAUGGCGCCCGCGCCGCCGCCGUCUCCGCGGUCGCGUGUGUCUUUUCCUAGUAGCCUGGGCGAUACCUGUCUUUGUAGUGAAUGUUCACAAGGAUUGUCUUCCGGCAUGGCCUUGGGAUUAAGAUGCUUCCGCUUGGUCCACCCUGUCUUUUGUAACUCCUUUGCAGCCUUGACCAGACCUGUUUCAGAAGUGACGCUGAAGACAGUGAGUGGCAGACAAAGUGACCAUGGACAGUACAUGGCCUCACCAGCUGUACCAAUCCGUUAUUUCGCUACCAAGAAAGCCAAAGCCAAAGGGAAAGGACAGUUCCAAACCAGAGUGAAUCUUAAUGCUGCCUUGGUUGAGGAUAUAAUCAGCUUGGAAGAGGUGGAUGAAGAAAUGAAGUCUGUGACAGAAGCGCUCAAAGAUAAUUUCAAUAAGACUGUCAAUAUAAGGACCUCACCAGGAUCCCUUGAUCAUAUCACUGUGGUAACUGCUGAUGGGAAGCUUGCUUUAAACCAGAUUGGCCAGAUCUCCAUGAAGUCUCCACAGCUGAUUUUGGUGAAUAUGGCCAGCUUCCCAGAGUGUACAGCUGCAGCUAUCAAGGCUAUAAGAGAAAGUGGAAUGAAUCUGAACCCAGAAGUGGAAGGGACGCUAAUUCGGGUGCCCAUUCCCAAAGUGACCAGGGAGCACAGGGAAAUGCUGGUGAAACUGGCGAAACAGAACACCAACAAGGCCAAGGAUUCUUUACGGAAAGUUCGUACCAACGCAAUGAAUAAGCUAAAGAAAUCAAAAGACAAGGUCUCCGAGGACACCAUUAGGCUCAUAGAGAAACAGAUGCAUGAAUCCCAAAGUCUGGUAGCUGUGGGACCUCACGCCUACUGCCGCCACUGACCUCCUGAGGCUGUCAUCCAAGGGAAGCUGGAGCUGUAACCAGGGAGCGAGGCAACAGAGGGAAGCGGUUUGACCUGUGUGGGUGUCAGGGACCCAGUGGGUGAGCAAGCGAUGGGGCAGGGGUUAGAAACAGGACAAUAGUCAAUCAGGAGGGUUCAGAGACCCACAAGGAGGAGGGACGGAUAGGGAGAGGUGAGUCAGAGAGAGGAGAGGGAGACAGAGACAGAGGCAAUGAAGAGACAGAGACACGACAUGAAGGCCAGAGGGAGGGAGAAAGAGGCAGAAUCAGAGAGACAAAGACACACACACACACACGCACGCGCGCGCACACGUGCACAUACACAUACAGGCACAGAGUCCGCAGGUAGUGACAGAGAGAUGGAGAUAGAAAGAAACAGAGGGUGAGAGUGAGACUGUCAUCCCAAAGAGAUAUUCUGAGACCCCUAGAAGGAGAGACACUGAGAUAGAGACAGAGACACAGAGGGAGAUAAAUACACGCGAAGAGAGAACACGACAGAAAUCCAGGGGGAGAAACACAGAGGCAGUUAAGACAGGAAGAAAGGAAGGAAAGAGAGAAAAGAAAGAGAAAGAACAGAACAGAAAACCAGGAGGAGACACAUGUAGCCAGAGCUGGAGACUGAGUGAGGCAGAGGGAGGCGUGGGGGGAGAGCGAGCUAUUGAGCUGGUGGCCGCACAGCCCCCCAGACGGCCGGCCAGCCCCGUGUGUGCAGGGUGUGGGUGGAGGAAGAGACUGCACCAGCCCGGGCCAGGGCUGCAGGGACCAGAUAAGGACUCCUGCCAAAGGAAAGCGGGGAAGGAAAGACGUUUACAAAUCCCCCCGGGGGGAGAAAGCCAGGGAGGCUGCCCCAGGCCUAGAGAACAAUGGGUACUUGACUUCAGUGGGUCAUUAAUGAGACAAUUAAUGGAAAGAGUAACAGAGGCCUCCCCAGGGAGGACUCAGAGGGUGGAUGAGUGGAAUUAUUGUGGAGGGCGGUUCUAAGGUCGGGGGGUGGGGGGUCUGUCCCCACACUCCCAGAUGUCCAGCAUGCCAGCGGCAGAUUCCUGGUCUGGGGCUUGGGGCCUCCCUCAGCUCUCCACGCAUGCCCUGUGCUCCCUCCACCCUGGACCCUUGCCAGCCCCCCUUUCCUAUUCCCGUGCCUUUGCUGCUGCCACUUCCUCUACCUGGAAUGUCAUCCCUUGAUUAUCUCCAUCUAUGGAAACCCUGCCCACUCCAGGGGUAAAUAAGCGUGGCACAUCCAUAGAUGCCCUGCUGAGGCAGAGCCACAUGUUUGAAUAAGAGAGCCCCAGAAACAUAAUGGGCCGUGGAAAAAACAGGCAGAGUCAGAGAUACGGUGUGACGCCCCUUACGUAAACUAGGAGGACACAAAAUAAUUUUUAAAAAUUAUUCCCGAUUCCAUUUUGCAUUAUACAUUCACUUUUUUAAGGGAGGGUUGUGAAGAGAUUCUUAACCAAAUUCAUAAUGGUGAUUGCCACUGGGGAUUGGGGGAAAAGCUUAAAGGUACCCGAAAGACAUCUCAUAUAUGUGGAUAGAAAUGAAAACUUGACCAAGUGUUAAAAUUUGGGGUUGUGAAAAUAGGAGUGGUUGUUCCUUUGUUCUCUGGUUUUGUUUUAAAUUUUUUUUUCCAGAGAGAGACAUCUUAGCUCUCCCCUAGACCCAGCUGAAGGCCAUUCCAGCAGGAAGCCUUCCAGGAAUCCAUCCACCAAUCAGAUGUGGCCUCCCUUUUCCCUGGCAUCAGUCUCUGAAGGCUCAAAGUGCUUUCCUUCUUGUGUUUCCCUUUGUGAUGUUCAUAGACUGUCUUCCCCACUGGACAGGAGCCCCUGGAGGACAGGGACUUCCAGCACCAGGCCAGCUCAGAGCCCGUGCCCAGGGGUGUCUGUGAGACUGAACCUAGCUCUCCCAUCCACCACCGUGGGAGGCAAACCACCAAGGCUCUGAUGACAUCUUAGAUCCAAUACCCACAAAUCAAUUUUGGGGAGAGAGGGGUGGGCUCCUGAAAUUCAAAGCAUUCCUUCUAGAAUGGGGAUCUGGGGAGAGGGCAGCUGCUACCCAGAAAUGUUUAGGAGGUCUUGUUUGCUGUGACCAGAAAAUAACCUGGUCCUAGUUAACUAGUGUCUGUAGCACCGUGGCUAAGAAAACCGAACGUAGUCCCAGCUAGUUCCCCCUCCCUAGUGAGGUAGAGAGGCAGUUAGCUCCUCCCACUCAAAAUCUACCUGUUAAAAGAAUCCCUAUUCCACUGGCCCCCAGUGAAUGCCAGUUGCUGGUAAAAUGGAGCCGUUGUAGAGGUGGAAGGAGGGAGAAGGACCAAGUGCUUGCCCACCCAUCCAGGCAGGCGUGGCCCGACCCUAACAGCAGAGCCCAUCUCCUGAGCACUUCGAACUCCAGGCUCUGCCCUGAGAUACAGUAUCUAAUCUGAUUCUCACAGAGCGCCUGCUCCUCCAAGUUGGACUUAGAAAGUCUAAGGGACUUUCUUGAUGGCCCUUAAAUGGUGAAACUGGGACUCUAGUCUGACCUGGUUGGUAGGUGGAGGGGAUGUCUCUGGUGUGGGCAGUGGGGCUGCAUAGCUCUCCUUACUUCUAGGCAACUCCCCCUGCCCUGCCCUUUCUGUUUGUUUUUGAAGGUAGUUUCCUGGAAUCUGUUGUACAGGGGUCUAGGGCGGCCAGAAGCCCUGGAGGACACUAGUGUGCCAGUGCCCUUAACCCCCACAGGAAGGAGUCAAUAGCUGGGAGGAGACUGAGGCACAGAGAGGGAAGAAUGCAUCUCUUAACCGCAGAACACAUGAGUGGUAGCGCUGGGACUUGAACUCAGAUUUCCUGACUGCCUCUGGCUCCCCUGGCUGUCCGUGUAGCAGGGCAGACCUCUCCACAGGAUUUUCAGUCUGCUGGGCUUUGUGGUAUCAUAAUGUCGUCGUGGGACAUAAGACUACAGAGUUUGGGGAACAGGGAGAAAACUUAGAGAUUGUCUCCUUCGGCUCCCUGUUUGCAGUGAUGGGGAAUUUAAGCCCCAAAGAAAGCAAAUGACUCACAAGGCCUUUUUGAUGUCAGGAAGUCCAGGCCAAAAAAAGCAGCCUCAUGAUCCACAGAAUCCCUUGGAUUCUCAGAAGCUAUUGACUCCAACUUUAGAACGCAUUUUAAUAAUAGGUGACUUGGGGGGCGCCUGGGUGGCUCAGUCAGUUAAGCGUCCGACUUCAGCUCAGGUCGUGAUCUCACGGUUCAUGUGUUCAAGCCCUGCAUCAGGUUCUGUACUGACAGCUCGAAGCCUGGAGCCUGCUUCGGAUUCUGUGUCUCCCUCUCUCUCUGCCUCUCCCCUGCUCAUGCGCUGUCUCUCUCUCUCAAAAAUAAAUAAACGUUAAAAAAAAAUAAAAGGAAAUAGGUAACUUGGUAGGCAAACCCAGAGCAGAUUGGAAAUUAUAAAUUAGAAUGUGGGGAAAGUCAGCUUACACUCAGAUGUCUGCUGAAUGCUGAAUGCAUGCCUGCCUGCAUGGAUGAAUGAAGGAAUGAAUGAAUGAAUGGCUGCCCUCACCUGGCUUCCCUUCCUCUGCUCCAUCUCUUGCUGUCAGAUGAAUCAUCUUAAAAUAGCCUUUGUCAUGACUUGGCCUUGCUCAAAAGCCCCUGAGAUCUCUUCAUUCCCUCCCUGAAGAGCAUCCCAACCGGUCUCUAUUCCUCCAUAACGGCCCCUCUGACCCGUCCUCUAUAUGGUGACAAAAUGCAAAUCAGGCUGCUCCUCUUCAGAGGCUCCAGGUCACCUCCAGGAAAAAGCCCCUCAUUCUUACCACAAGGUCUUAACUGCAAGGUUUGACUUGGACAGUCCUUUCAACCGCAUCUCACUCAAGGCUGUCCCUUGCUCUGGUUCCAGGAGGCUCUGGCUCUUUCUCAGGUCCCCAUAGAUGCGGUCAUUUCAGGGACUGUACGUGCCAUUCCCUCCUCCUGGGGCACUCCAGACCACCCCCCCCGCCCCCGCCUGGCUGGCUUCUAUGCACCCUUUAGCUCUCGACCUAAUCUCACUGCUUUUUGGCAGCGUUCCCUGACCUCCCCAGUUUGGGUCCAUACCCUCCGCCUGCUGUUCCUGCAGUCACUGGACUGAAUGGGAUACCACAGUAUCCCAUUUGGUUAUAUGUAAAUGUCUUCAGUGUCUGCCUCCUGCCCAGACUGUGAGCUCCGAGGGGGCAGGGGCUGUGUUGUUCAUCAAGGUACUGUGCACCCAACAAGUAUUUGCUGAAUGAUUGAGUCAAUAUGUUUGGCUGCCCACUGAAAUUGAUUUAUUCAUGCCACAUUUAUUGAGCAUCUACUAAGUGUCAAGCCUGGUUCUCCACACUCCACAGUGGUAAACAAACUACCGUAGAGUCCCUGCCCUCAUGGAGCUCACAGUCUGCUUGGAAGAGGCAGACAUUAAAACGAUGAAGAAAUAACACAAUGCCAGGCAUAGCUAACUGCUAUGAAGGAAAACAAAGCAGGGGUAAGGGUGGAGCACUGUGUGUGUGUGUGUGUGUGUGUGUGUGUGUGUGUGUGUGUUUGUGUGUGUGUUUGGUGGGAGUUGCCAGUGUAGACGGAGCAGUCAGGGAAUGCCUCUUGGAGGAGGUGGCAUUUCAGAGAUGAACCAGGGCUCCUGAGAAAUACAGCCUCUCUCCCCUACUUGGGCUGGCUGGACCCCAGGUGUGUCCAGGUGUGACAGUCCCAGAUAUGCAAACCCUCCGUGCCUCCCAGGGCAGGAGCCAGGAACCCAGAUGGGGCCUUUGGUGAGGCUUCUGAAGCUGGUGUGAAAGCCCAAAGCCGCUCUCCACAACAGCCGUGAUUGGGCUCUUUCUGCGUGGCGAUUGCUUUGUGCACGGAGGACUCGGCUGAUUGUGGCCGGUCGAUUGGCACCCACAGACCACGGCCGCCAGGGUUUACCUCGCACCCCCAGCGCCGCGGCGGGCCGUGUGCAGCGCGCCAGCCCAAUCUCGCCUCCUAUAUUCAGAGUUGAUUAGACGCUAUUUCUGCCUGGAUUUUCAGAAGGCUCAAGAGCUUUUUUAAUCACUACAGUGGCUCAUUACGGUUUUGCAGUGACACUCAUGUCCUUCAGUUCUCUUCUCAGAUUAGAUUCUAUAGUCAGAUGAAUAUUGGAUGAUUUCAUUACAUACAAAUGCAAUCAACAGUUUUGCAUAAAUUUCUUCUCUUUUCUUGAGUUUCAAUUGACCCCAGCACCCGUGGUGGCAGGCACGAUCCACAUGCAAAUGAGCUGGGUUUGCAGCCGGAGAGGGGCCGGGAGGAGGCGGGCACUUGCACCAGCCCGGGGAGGGAGCAGGCCUUGAUUGCUCAGGCUUUGGGAGAGGGGCCCUGGCAGAGGGGGGUGCCGCCCAGGGGGCAGCUUCUAUGGCUGAGGCAGGGCAUCUCCGUUCAGGAUGGUGUUCCUGCAGGUGAACUAGACGCAGGGAUGCUCAGGGUCAGGCAGGCUUUCUGGGCAGGGAAUGGAAUGUGGAGUGACAACCCCCGCAGCUAGGCCCAGAGCAGUGUCUUGGGACCGUGGCUCCUUAACAACUGGUGUGGAUGUAUUUCAAGAUUUUAACAGCUGGUAGGGCCUUAGCGGAGCAUUUGUGCUGAAUGACCCAGCAAAUGCUAUUGUUUUAUUGUUAUUAUUAUUAUUAUUAUUAUUGCCCUCAUAGUCAUCAUCCUGGGCUUGAACUAGGUAUGGCCAGCAGGACUCAAAAGCCAGCCAAGGCAGGUAGGAAAGUUUGGAGGCUGGGCAGCUGCCCUUCACCAUUUUCUGAUUUCUUGCCUUCUUUUUUGGGUGGAGAGGCGGUAUGUUCUCAGAAUUGGGCCUCAGAAAGCUCCUGAUCCUUCCUUUAUAUGGUGACAGAAUCCUUUCUACCACAUUCCUGUGAACAGGUAUAGAAGCUCUUGCUUGUUCUCCCCUGGGGAUGAGGAGCUCCCUCCCUGAAGAGAGCCUCUUCCUGCUUUCUCAGCUCCUUGCUGACCAGGUGCUGUCCAUGAGCAUGAACCUUCCCAUCCCUGACCCUGUGCUCUGGGCCCAGAGCCCACCUCUGCUCCCUUGUGUCACUCCCUGAGGCCAGCAUUUGGGACCGUGCUAUGCUGAGUCACCUUUCCUAGGGCUGGUCUUCUCAAUUCCUGCAGCUUUUCCCAGGAGGCAGCCUCCAGCCUCACAUCUGGGUCUGUCUUCAAUACCAGGCACGAGACUGGAGGGUAUGGGGGAAGUAAGCUGUGUGUGGUCAGGGGACCCAGGGCUGACAGCUAUGCACCUCAUGGUGGGGGGCGGUGUGGGGGGGGGUGGAAAGGAUCCCGAUGGAGACAUUAGACCUGAGGGGCUGUAGGACAGGGGUCUGUGCAGCCCAAACCUCGUUUCCUUCAAGCGGUUCUUUACUAAAGCUCCCCAUGUAAACAGAGAGUGGAGAUCAGGGACCCAGAGAGAGACACAUGGAUGCACAAGGAGUCAGGGACCCAUCGGGGAUGUGACCCAAGCUCCAGUCAUCAUCAUGGACACAGCCGAAGCCCGAGGUGAACAGAGCCACAGCCAUGGGUUUGAAGAGACACAGCUGUGCUGCCGCCACCCCAGGCUCAGGCCCCUGCCCAUCACUGACCUCAGCUCCCUAGACUGGGGUCAUAGACGUCCAGGAAUCUGAACUGAAGCAGGGGUACCUGGUAUUGCUCCCAUGCUGCUGGUGGGACCACUGAGGUCCAGAGAGGGAAAGGUGGGACUGAGAGCCACGCAGCAUGGAUGCUGGGGCCUCCUGGUGCAGGCCCUGAGGACCAUUCUGCUUUCUGCCUGUGAGCAGCCUCCCCAGGCUCCUCUCCCUGCUUACAUCUCUGUGCUUUUCUGUCCCCCGUCUCUCCCGCCUCUAUCCCUGAGUCUGUCUCUGUCCCUUCCUCUCCUUUCUCUCUCUCUCUCUCUACACCUUGCUCUCCCCCUUCCCUCUCCCCAUCUCUCCGUGACUGACUGCCAGUUCUCUCUGCCAGCUGACUUUUACCCCCAGCUGCCUGAGGUACCAGAGCUGGCCUCUGUCUGGGACUGGUAGAUCUGAGACCACAGGGCUGCCUCACUUAGAGCUGUGGCCCCUGGAAGGAGGAGCUGGGGCUGGGGGUGGGCUUCUGAACUUUCUGGAGCCUUCCUGCCGUGGCCAUUCCUUUUCCUGUUCUGCUCAAGGAGAGCAGGAAAGCAGCCACCACAGACCUAUUCUCACACUGGCCUGGAAAAGCCGGGCUGGGAGGUGGGCGGGGUGGAAGAGGAUUCCCAUUGACUCCUCGUGCGGACUGGGAUGAUCCCCACAAGAUCUGGUCGUGGAGCUGGGUCCAGACCUGCUGCCGUGUGUGGCAGGCUCCCCACACGGAAGCUCCCCUCCUGCUCAUCUCCCUGUAGAAGCUGUUCCCUGAAACCCAAUCAAAAUCUGGUCCCCACCCCCUUCCCACCUCCUCUCCUUUCCCUACUCAGCUCUCACUCACCCCAGCACAUGCAGGCCAGAGAGGAAAGAGCUGGGCUUCAGAGGCUGGCAGGUCUUUGCCAGAUGCUAGCUGGGUCAUCUCAGGAAAGUGACAGAACCUCUCUGAGCCCAGUUUCCUCCUCUGCAAAAUGCAGUUAACACUCCUUCCCUUGCAAGGCUGGCAUGGGCACCGAGUAAGUUACAUGAAAGUACCCGGUGCAGACUGGGCAUGAAGUAGACAUCCAGUAAAGCAUUUGUUGUGAAUGAAUGAAUGCGUGAAUAGCGAAUGAACAGUAGAAUUUAGACAUGCACAAGUGGGGCACGGAGAAGGAUCGCCUGGUGUCAGGAAUGGCACAAGCAAGGGCAUGGAGAGGAAAGAGGGAGCCAUGAGUGCUUAGUACAAAGAUGAGAUCCAGAAUCCCAAAGGGAAGUCUUAGCAGAUGAGGUGAGAGAGCCUGGCAGGCUCAGGGCUGGGUAUUUUGUUGUUGUUGUUGUUGUUGUUGUUUUGUUUUAAUUGAAUAUCCCUUGUAGCAGGGAAAGUAGUGAUCAAAAGACAGGAACUUACUGAGUGUUAACCAUGCACAGGCAGCUAAGGAGUAGUUGUAGCAGCAGCUCCCAGGAGGAGAGGCCCCGGACUGAAGUAUUUACAAGCAUGAUCUCAUUUCACCUUACAACGACCCUGCAAGAGAGGUGCCAUUAUUAUUAUCAUUCCCACAUUGCAGAUGAGAAAAUGGAGAUCUGGAGAAGUGAAAUGAGUGUCCAAAGUCAGAUUCAGCCAAGACUUGAGCCCUGGUCUAGUCUGGCUCCAAAGCUGAUUGUCAGUCCUCUUCCAAAGGGAGGACCCGUCCCCGCUCCCCCCAUCUCUGGGCAGGUGAGUCCCUGUGAAUGAAUAACUUAAAAUACUUGGUUAGUGAAGGAGAGUAGAGAGGGCAUGGUCGGAAGGCCCAAAUAUCAAGAAUAUAGAAGCUUUGCUCAGAUGGAUCAGGGAAGGCUUCCUGGAGGGGGCUGGACACAGAGGCAGAGAGCAGGCAGAGGAGGCAGAGGUGAGCCCUGCGGGGGAUGGUGGUGGGGUGGGGGCUGUCACCCAGAAUGACACUGGGGCACCGUGGCUUUGCUGCCAGACAGCCUGGGCUAGGGCUCUUGACCUGGAUCAGCUUUUUAUUGGGGUCCCUCUCCUCGGUCCUACCUGGCCCACCUGUGCUUCCUUCUUGCCUUCUUAGAGUGGGAAGGACAGGUUUCUGGUGACUGCAGACCUGAGCCCCAUUCCCACCUGUUAUUCUUUUGCUGCGGGACUUUGGCCAAGAUGAUUUCCUCUUCCCAUCCUUACCUUCCCCACCUGCAAAAUGGGACUGAUAACGCUCACAAGCUGGCUGAGCGGAAAGUCAGAGGCCAGCAGAACUAGCACAGGGUGACGGUCAGAGCAAGUGGUGAGCAGUGUUGGCUCCCUCUCCCUUCCCGGGACCCCUUUAUCUCUCAAGACAGGCUCAGACCCCUGUUUCAGAGCACAAACAGCCGACAAACAGGAUGUGUGCUGCUGCGGUCAGACUGCAAAACCAGGCUGCCUGACUCCAUCUUGCUGUGUGAUCUCGAGCAAAUCACUUAGCCUAACUCUACGGUUUUCUCACCUGCGAAAUGAGGAUUCAGAGUCCCUUAUCUAAAAGCUGUGAAGUCACAUGGUUUCAGAGCUUGUCUGAGUUUAAAGUCUAAUAGAGAACGUGGGGUCUGGGGCAUGUCUUAUAAUCAGACUCAUUCAUUUUUUUUUUUCCAACAAAACAUGAAUGUUCACACCAGGCAGUGAAAUGAAGAACAAAAAUAGCUUCUGCUUGGUUCAAGUCCCUUUUGGCACAAACCUACAUGACACCUUCUGGCCACUGAAGCUUUGAGGAUUCCAGUAUUGUGGAGACGGGAUGGUAGGCCUGGGGUAUCUACCUCAUCAUGGGACUGCCAUGUGGAUAAAAUGGGUUCCUACACACAGGUCACUCAGAACCACACAGCGAGUACUUAAAGCGUGUGCACGUGCUAUUCGAGAGGUCCCUCCGAAGCCCUCCCACGGCUCCCACGGCUCCAGGGUGAAGCACCAGCAAUUCCAAGCAAGACCCUUUAUGACUGGAGCCCCGGUGACCUGCAUCCUCGGUCUUACCUCUGCCCUGCACACCCGAAACUUGAACUUCAUUGUCUUUUUCCAGUUUCUGAGACACGCCAGGUGCUCUCUCUCUGCAGGCUCUCACACAUGCUGUGCUUUCUGCUUGAAAUGCCUCCAUCCCUAACUACCUCCCUCCUUUUUUUAAAGUUUAUUUGUUUAAGUAAUCUCUACACCCAACGUGGGGCAUGAACCCAUGACCCUCAGAUCGAGAGUCUCGUGCUCUUUUGACUGAGCCAGCCAGCUCCCCCUAAACUUUUAUUUAUUUAUUUAUUUAUCUUUUAGCAAAUCUCUACACCCAACAUGGGGCUCGAACUCAUGACCCCAAGGUCGAGAGUCUCAUGCUCCUCGCCCCAGCCCAACCCCCUUUCUUAACUCCCGUUUCCUCCUGUAGGUCUCCAGCCCUCUUCUGAGCAUAAACCAAGCACUAGGAAAACUGCUGGGCUUCCCCUCUAGACUGUGAUGUCUGGGAAAGCCGUGGCCACAUGCACAUUCUUUUCUGGCGUACUGUCAUUAUUGGAACGAAUGAACAUCCUCACCCGCCAAUGGCUUUGCCAUUAGCUCAGGGAUUGAACACGUUUGUUGAAUGAAUAAAUGAAACAAGGAAGAUCACUCUCCCAUUUGCACCCCAGGAAAAGAUUCUUAGACUGCCCUCCCCUCCCUCUUUCUUCAAAUUCCUGAAGUGAGUUUUUGAAAAGGGACCUAGUCCAGGCAGGAAGCCAGUAGGGGGACUUCUGGGAUUGGGAUAGCAGGGCCUGGGGGAGGUGGCUUCAGUCUAUUAGGCAGAAACUACUUGUCCUGGGUUGGUAGAGGCCUCUGGAGUCUGGGGAACAGAGGGUGGAGCGAAGGAGGCCUCCAGCACUCCGGAGCAAUUGCUAUAAAAUAAACUCCAUAAUCAGGUAAAUGCACUCGUGCGGGGGGAUGGUUCCCGUGCAGCUGCGGACGUCCAGGCCGGAGGGGACCUGUCUAAUCUCAAAGUAAUGAAAACGUGGGUCCAAUUACGAUGGAGGGCCGAGGCUUGGGCCAUGGCCGGAGUUUGGGAGCUGGGCCUCUGGCAGCGGAAUUAGAACAUUUAAGCUGUCAGGCUGAAUCCGGGAGAGGCCUGAUUACCUGGUCCGCGAAGGGGCCGCUUUGGUUUGGUGUCGACUAUAAUUUCCUGGCCGCCAGCCGUGAAGCCACGGGCCACCUUCUCUCCCCUGCUAUGGGGGUCCAGGCCUUGUCUUUCUGACCUCCACCCACCCCCAGACUGGCCCAGAGGGGUUGACCUGGGCCUCCCAAGCUGCGCACGUGGGGCAGAAAGGGAAACAGGUACCUGAGUGACACAGUCUGGUUAUGUGUAACACGGGUUAAGGAAAGUGUGUACAGCGGCCGUAUGCGAAUGACACAUACAUAGGUACACGUGGUACGGAUAUACUGAGUGUCUGUAGAUGAUGUAAGACAUGUCUACGUGGAUUGUAUGCAGCUGGUUUAGCGAUGGGGUGUGCGAGUAAGUCGUGUACUUGGGCUGUAUGUACAGGAUAUGGGCCUGUGAGCGUGUACACAGGUUGUAUGCGGUGUGUGUUCACAGUUGUGCGUGCCGGUCUGUAAGUGCCGUGAGAGCAGGGAGCAAGUCUGUCAUGCUAACUGCUAUACCCCCAGCACCUAGAUGGGUGCCUGGCUUGGUGGGUAGAUAUUGAUUAUAUGAAUGUUGAAUCAAGUCAUAUCUGUACAGUGGAUGCAUGUAUUAAAGGAAGGAGCAUGUGGAGUCUGCAUGGAUAUGUUGUGCGUGUGUGCGUGCGUGUGUGUGUGUGUGUGUGUGUGUUACCUGUCUCUCUUGUAUAACAUGGAAGCAUGAGCAGUGGAAUUGCGUCAAAGGCCUGAACUGUGUGGUCACACAGACCUGUGCUCGAGUCUUGCCUCCUCCACUUGUAGAUUGUGUGACCUCGGGCAAGUCACUUAACUUCUCUCAGCCUGACUGUACUCAUCUAUAAGAUGGAUAAUAGUAGUCACAGGUAACAUUUGUUGAGCACUUACUAUGUGCCUGGUAUUGUGCUCUAUAUGCUUCUCAACAAUUAUUAUCUUACUGACUUUUCACAGUAACCCUUGAAGUAAGGACGACUAUUGCCUGCCCCCAUUUUCAGAUGGGGAAACUGAAGCUCACAGAGGUUAGACAGUGGGGAAGCCAGGACUCAACCCAGGCAUUCUGAUCGCAGUGUGAGCUUUUAACUGCUAGGCUAAACGGAUACUACCUGUUGCAGAGAGUUGCCUGAAGGAUCGAAUAAGAUAAUCCGAGCGCCUAUGCCUAUGUCUGGCACAUAGUAAGUACUCUGUAAAUGUUAUUGUUAUUAUUUGCACAUGGUACAUGUAGAUGGGAUGUAUCAAGUAGGUACAAGGGAAUAUGCAGGAGGUGUGCACGUAGUAUAGCUGUACGAGAGAGGCAUGUGUAGGUGUGUUUGUGGGUGUGUAGAGUGUAGGAACACAUCUACUCAAGAUUUAUGGUACAUAUACUUGGGUAUAUGCACAUAAUGAACACAAUGCAUGUAAAUAAAUGUAUUAUGAUGCACGAUAUUGACAAGUGUUUUAUGAAAUUAGAAAGAACAUAUACUCGAGGUAUGUGAUAUGUAUGACCCUGCAUAUGUAUGACCCUACGUAUGACCCUACAUAGGGCUCUUCACAUUGGGGUGCUCUGUGAAUUGAAAAAUAUAUGUAAAUGAGGGUGAUGACAGGUAUCCGAGGUGCAGGCCUGGCCAUACAUGGGCACAUGUGCACACAGCAUAGCACAUUCGUGUCUGUAUAGAUGUGGUACAUAUACUAGAUAUAGAUAUACAUGCAGUGGAUAUAUAUACGGUACAUACACAACACAUUGCAUGUGGUCUGGCAGGUGCACAUGUAUGUGAAGGGCUUAUGCAUGGGGUGUAUACAGGCACAUUGAUGUAAACAGUGUAUAUGUUUGUGUAAUGCAUAUAUUUGUGUAAUGCAUAUACAUCCUUUUGAGAUAUAUAUGUUUGUGAUUUAUGUCCUGUGUGUCUUUGCUCAAAUGUCACUUCAGUUAAAAUAUCCAUAACCA
This is a messenger RNA of Felis catus (domestic cat), 13615 nucleotides long. RefSeq names its product mitochondrial ribosome recycling factor (gene MRRF). Gene Ontology annotation, molecular function: ribosomal large subunit binding. The coding region runs from base 1 to 999 and encodes 332 amino acids. The transcript has 7 exons. NCBI's taxonomy places the organism in Eukaryota, Metazoa, Chordata, Mammalia, Carnivora, Felidae. The record is from RefSeq and is a predicted model, not a curated record. Gene Ontology annotation, cellular component: mitochondrion. Gene Ontology annotation, biological process: translation.